Messenger RNA from Alosa sapidissima (American shad), 5004 nucleotides. RefSeq names its product family with sequence similarity 171 member A1 (gene fam171a1). Gene Ontology annotation, biological process: regulation of cell shape; stress fiber assembly. Lineage: Eukaryota; Metazoa; Chordata; Actinopteri; Clupeiformes; Clupeidae. The record is from RefSeq and is a predicted model, not a curated record. Gene Ontology annotation, cellular component: plasma membrane.
AUGGAAGCUCCGGACAACUUACUGAUCCACACCGGCACCAACGACCUCCACUCAAAAGGAAUGGGAGUGCUAGAGCUGCUGAAGAGGGUCGUAGAAUCGGCACGAAAAGCUUUCCCUGAGGCCAACAUCAUCCUUUCUACUCUUCCGCCACGCACAGAUUUCCCCUGGACAACAAUCCAACACAUUAACCAAGAGAUAGCUGACUACUGCUCUUCCCUCAACAUUAAAGUGGCUCACUAUCCCAACCUGACAUAUAGACACCUUUCAGACCAUGUGCACCUGAACCAGGAAGGAGUCAGGUAUUUUGUAAAAGUUUUAAAGGACACCACCCUCUGUAGAGCCCCAACCUCAGCUCAUGAGCAGAGAUUCCCCGAGCAGCCUCACCACACCCUCAGAGACAGAAGAACACUGCAGCCCGGCAGAAUCCCAGCUCGCCAGACCCAUGGACCCACCAGAAACCCACGGAGAGGUAAAAACUCCCCAGCUGCUGCACCACCCCGCCCACCUCUAAGAGCACAGGAAAGGAGUGCAACCCAGGAGGAAACCCAGCGCCCUCCUAUGCACCACCAACCCACCUACGCUGAAGUCACCCAAGGUAUUAAGCUCCAGCAACCAUCAGACCUUGGCCAGGUUCUGAUCCGUCGUUCUGCAGGGGGUUUUGAGUUGACUCCAGUGGCGGCGAUCAGCGUGCACCUGCUAGGCAGCGACGGGGCGGAGCUUCAGGUGAACGAGCCAAUCAGUGUCAGCGUGCCGCUUCCUGCCAACAGUGGCCUGAAGGAGAAUGACCACAUCCCCGCCUGGAGGUUCGACCCCAAGCUUGGCGCGUGGCUGAAGAGCAGUCUGGGCUACGUGCAGAGAGAAGGAGACGAGCUCAUCCUCACCUACAUCGCCUCACAGCUGGGCUACUGGGUCGCAGCCAUGUCUCCUCUCAACACAGGUCCAGUGGUGGCGAAGGACAUCAGCACGUACCACACGGUGUUCCUGUUGGCCAUUCUGGGAGGCAUGGCCCUGAUCUUGCUGCUCCUGCUCUGCCUACUGCUCUAUUACUGCAGGCGUAAGUGUGCUCACUCGCGGCCUUCCCACCGGAAGCUGGUGCUGUCCUCGGCACUGGACAGCUCUAAGAGGGACCAGUCCACCUCCAUGUCCCACGUCAACCUGAUCAGCGAGACGCAGCUGGACACGCUGGACCUGACGUCGCCGGGCCCCGAGGCCGACCUGCACACGCCCAUGCUCAAGCCCGUGGCGUACGUGGCCUCCUCCUCGUCGGCCGACGAGCUGACCACGGUGUCCCGCGACGACGAGGACGAGGACGAGGACAACGACCUCCCCAGCGGCCGAGGGAGCUCCCGCGCCAAUGGCCGCCACUUCCGACGCUCGGCCGAGACGCUGGAGCUGAAGGCGUGCCGCUCGACGGCGCUGUCGGAGGCGGACUACCGGCGCAGCUGCAGCUCCAUGCUGUCGUCAACGUCUCGUCUGCCCCCGCUCCUCCGCUCCUCGGCGUCCAGCUCCACGUCCUCAGCUCCACGUCCUCGCCCCACCCGCUGCUGCCGCCCAAGUCCUCCGAGGACCGCGUCGAGCGGGGGGCAGAGGCGGGACGACGAGCCUCGGCUCUCGCCGCUGAGGGACGCGCCGCGCCGGACCCCCGGCCCGACCUCCUCGCCGUGCCUGGACGGCGCGCUGGAGCGACGCGUGGGCGGAGACCUGCUCCUCUCGCGUUCGGUGGACCAGCUGGAGAGGGGACCGCUGCCGCUCUCGCUCGCCCUGCCCCCCCGGCCCGGCGCCCUGCUGUGCUGCAGCUCGGAGCUGGCGGUCAGCCAGGCCCAGAGGGAGGCGCUAGCGGGGGGGGCGUACGUCCGGCCCCGGCCCACGCUGGUCAUCCCCGCUCACUACAUGCGGCUGCCGGGGACGCACCCGCUCUCGGGACAGGCCUUCCUGCUGCAGUCGGACGAGCGCAGCGAGCUGGAGACCAUCCAGGCCGAGCUGGCCGCUUCCCACCAGCCCCUGGGGCCGGCGGCCGGCGAGGCGGCGGCCAAGGGGACCGAGGGGGGGGCAGCCGUGAACGACGGAGAGGUGGACAGAGGCGGAGGUGGAGAUGGGGGUGGAGGGGAGGGGCAGUGGGGCCAGGCGCUGUCCAUUCCCGACCGGCUGAGCCAGGCAGGCCUGGGCCUGGUACAGAUGAAUGGUGAGGACACGUUGCUGGCCGAGAAGGCCCUGAUGGAGCUGCGGGGAGGCAAGCCCCUCCCCCACCCGCGCGCCUGGUUCGUCUCGCUGGACGGCCGCUCCAACGCGCACAUCCGCCACUCCUACAUCGACCUGCACGGGGCCGGCCGGGGCCCCGCGCCUGCCGGACGCCGCAACGACGCCAGCCUGGACUCGGGCGUGGACAUGGGCGAGGUCAGGGGGCCUGGGUGGCGCCGGGCGGCAGCGGUGGCUACGGAGGGCCGGACGACCCCUCGGGACACGCCUCAGUCGCCCCCGAUGACCGCCGCCGCUCCCCUCCCUCCGCCACAGCUGGCCCCGAGUGUCACCUACACGCAGCUGGUGUUUCUGGAAGAUUCCAACGGCAACGCCAGCCAAGGAGGAACCCCGGUCCUCAGCCCGCAGUCGGAGGGGAACGGAGUGAGAGAGGAGGAGGAGGAGGAGAGGAGACACGUGGAGGAAGGGGGGGACACGGGGUCCUCGACGUCCCCCUCGCCCCCCUCACCCCUGCCCCCUCCCCUCCACUCGCCCCCUCCUCUGCCUGAGCCCAUGGAGGAGGAUGAGGAGGAUGAGGAAGAGGGCUUCAGGACUGAGCCUGCUCAGACGCGCCUGCAGGCUCCGCCACCUGGCGAGCUGGUCGUCCCCGACGACAGCGGCGAGGACGAUAACAAGAAGAGCCCGUGGCAGAAGCGCGAGGAGCGACCACUGCUGGCCUUUCAGUGACCCUUGACCCCCCCCCGGCUCUUUCAACUCUCGCCUCUUGCACGGUCUGCGCACAAACCAGGGCGGGUAGAAGCACUGCUGGGAGGAGUCGCCAAACAGGAAGUGCUAACGUUUGUAUGUGAGAGUGUUUCUACGUGCAUUCUAUGUUACUCCCAGAAGCAAAAAUGCAUAGCGUUAUCCCAGUACAAUAUAGUUACUCUGUGCUACUCAGCUCCACCUUUGUAAAGAGGGAGUCCGAAAAGAAAAGGGGGUGAGGAGCAGGAAGAUGGACUAGAGAAGCACUAGAGCUUAUCGCCCCCUAGAGGACACCUGUGAACACAGCACUAUUGUUCAUAUAUUUGCUGCUUUGCUGAAUUUUUGGGGCGUAUUGGGUAUUCUCAUCCAAAGUCUGCAGGAGAAGAGUAUAGGAGAUGAACUCCAGUUUUGUUUUUUGUUUUUAUAAACGUCUUUCAAUCUUAGAACAUGGGUCCUCCUUUGACAGGAAACAGCCACACGUUCUGUUGGAGGGACAUGCAAAACACACACACACACACACACACACACAAAUACACACAUUGUUCUUCCAGUGGUUUUGGAUCCACAGUGCAAUCAGUCAUGCUCAGCUCAGCACUCUGCUGUGGCUGGUAUUGAGGGUCAGGCCUGGACGCUGAGCUCCUAGCGGGUGGCUGCUCCAGUCCCUCUCAGCUUCACGGCGUCAGGACACUCAGAAGACACAAGACACUCAGAAGACACACGAGACGGACAGCUGUGCAGCUAUGCAAUGCUUUUUUUUAUUUUAUUUUGUUCUUAAAUGAAAGAAUCCUCUAUGGCUUCCAGUGCUGGUUUGAACCACUACUUGUUUUUAUUUAGUAUGCCAAUUUAUUUUACUCAAGUUAUUUUUAUGUCUCUGGUUGUUUUCACUCUUUGUGUAUGGAUGGAUGUCGUCUGGAUUAUGUUGGCACACACACGUGGAUGCACACACAGGCACGGAUAUGUCCUAAAACCAAAUAUUUAGUAGUAAUGGGCUCAGAUCUGUUGUCUCAUGUCCAAGUGCCUUUACUGUGUUCAACACCAAAAAUAAUGCAGCCCCCCCACACUGAUGCAGCCCCCCCCACACUGAUGCAGCCCCCCCCACACUGAUGCUCUCCCUCCAGUCCUCAGAGAACCGCACCCAGACCUUCACUUCGCUUUCAUUUCAUCUAAAUCACCCCUCUUACAUUAGUCUGUGGCGUUAACAUUUUACUCCUGUUCUCUCCGUCCCCCCUCUUUCAUGUCUUGACCUCUGUUGGACAACCCAUAUGCAGUAGCACCAUGGUCUUUCUCGUCUCUCGUUGACCCUGACCAAAUCCUAUAAGGAUGUGGCUCCACAGAAAUAACUGAUGUGGGACUGGUCUGUGUUUUAGUGUGCGUAUAGAUACCGUCUUACAACCCUUCACAUGUUUGCGUGUGCCCUUGUGUGUGUGUGUGUGUGUGUGUGUGUGCCCAUUUUUGUAUAUGUUUUUCACAUAUUCCUGUGUAUGUCAUUGGUUUGUUGGCAAACCUAAUUUUCUUUGCCUUAAAGGUGUGUGUGUGUGUGUGUGUGUGUGUGUGUGUGUCAUUGUAUGUUCACAUGCAAAUGCUUGUGUAUAUUACUGGCCUGUCAACACAUAUUUGUAUUUGCCUUAGUAGAAGUGUCUUACCAUGUGUGUGUGUUUGGGUGACUUGUGUUCACCUUCAUAUACCUGUGAGUGUCGGGUCUGAUGGCAAACUCUGUGUGUGUGUGUGUGUGUGUGUGCUCAUAUAUGACUCAGUCUCUCUGAGAUACAGAAAUAUUUGCAGAAAUAUGUGCAGUUCCUCUUGCAGCCUGUGUUCUGUUUUUAUUUAGUAAGAGCUUCAUUUACCUUGACAACCACUUAAGAACUAUUCCACUGCACAAUGUCUUAGAACAGACCACUCUACUCAACGGCAGCCCCCACUCCAUGCCAAUCUGCUAUGUGGAAAUCUGCAUUGUGCCCCUCUGCUGCAGUCUGUACUCCCUCGGUCUCCUCUGUUCUUCCAUGCUUGGAAUGUAUGGUUGCUUGUACAAUGGUUCACACUUAAAUAAACUCUUAGACAAACUCUAAA